AUGCGGAUCGCUUACCUAAUGACUUUAUGGCCGCCUGUCGCAUAUCGUAUGGUGGUCACAUUGUUCAUAUCGCUGGCCACCCAGGCUCUUGCGCAUCCUGACGACCGGGCCAUCAACAGCGCUCUGAAGCACCAGAUCGAUGCAGUCUGCCAGCUUGCAGAAGAAUCUCUGCCUUUGAGCGCACACUCGCGAAGCACCAUCAACGCUCUCGUCCACAUCUUGCGUUCACUUCAGGACUUCCGCGUCAAUGGUGACCCCGUGUCGGAGAAACCCGUCGGACCUGGUUCGAUCCUGAUCAGGCAAGACGGAAAGUUCCGACACGCGAUCGGGGUGGUCCACCUGCUCGCGACCAUCUGGCGUUCAUGCAAGGAUGGGCGUUCUAUCGCGUGGGCGAUAGAGUACGGCGUGCUGCCAAUUAUGCGCCAUGUCCAGUAUACCGUGGACAUCCACAAACGUCUCGUCGACGACGCGAUCUGGUUCGUCGCUCAAAGCACCUUCCAUCUGCGCGUGGCGCGCGCGUUUGCCACCGAGGAUCGCGCCUUUUCCUUUCGUUGCGCGGACUAUAUGCAUCCGCGCUUGAUCGCCACUAUGCGUCAGAGGAUCUCGGAACGCGUGAGGUCCGCGUCCCACAUAUAUACUCAGGACGUGUGCUCUAACCAAACCUGCACCCAUCGGAAGGCCGAACGCAAAGUCCGCCGUUGUCCAUGCCUCAACGCCGGAUACUGCUCGAAGGAGUGCCAACGCGCCGAUUGGCCCGUGCACAAGCAUAUAUGCAACGACAGCCGCGUGCACGUCGAUCACAUGCGCAGCCUGGGUAUCUCUAUACUAUCAAAGCGCCGUCUCAUGGACGUGUACUUCAUCGGCGUCUGCGCCAGGGACUAUAUUUUCGCGAACGGUUCUAUAGUCAUGAAGAGCAUCGACGACUUUCUGCAGAACACGCCACCCAUGAGGCCCGCUCAUGCCAUCAUCCUCAAGGUCGACGUCGCGCGCGUGCAUUGCGAGUACACACUCUCUGUCACCCCCCUGGUCACUGAGACCGCCGGCGACGAGCAGGGGGACGCCGCGAGUGGUACGCCAUCGGGUUAUUGGCGCUACGAGGUUCCGGACGAUCCUCCUGGCACGGUCAACAAGGAAACGCCCGUGCAUAUCGUAGCCAAGGUGCUAGAUACGGAGAGCGGCGAAGGGAUACAUGUCAUUGCGAUAGGUCUGGCUUCGUUGCGGCUUUCUGCAGGCACGCGCGGGCGAUGA
Molecule: messenger RNA, 1248 nt
Organism: Schizophyllum commune H4-8
Lineage: Eukaryota; Fungi; Basidiomycota; Agaricomycetes; Agaricales; Schizophyllaceae
Exons: 4
Coding region: 1-1248 (415 amino acids)
Source: RefSeq, a predicted model, not a curated record